Molecule: messenger RNA, 678 nt
Organism: Linum trigynum
Lineage: Eukaryota; Viridiplantae; Streptophyta; Magnoliopsida; Malpighiales; Linaceae
Source: the annotation of a GenBank genome assembly
UUCAUCACUCACUCAACAAAGCAAAGACAGCAGUAGCAUAGCAGCUAGUGGAAGUAAAAUAAAUGGCUCUCAUCAAGGCUGCCUGCUUCCUGUUCUUCUUUGCUCUCCUCGAUUCUUAUGUUUCAGCUGUUGCUCCCACAACAGCUCCGGCGACUGUCGCUCCUACCCAUGCUCCGGUAGCACAUGCCCCAAUGGCACCCGUAUCUGGAAACUAUUGUGUGGCGAAGUGCCAAGACAGGUGCAAGACUCACCCGUCUGCCAAGAGGUUCUGCCAGAAGAUCUGCACCAGGUGCUGCAUGAGCUGCAAGUGUGUUCCCACCGGUCCAAUCGGCUCCAACGCUGAGCAGUGCAAGAACUGGACCGCUACUCUCUACCAUGGCGUUCCUUACAAGUGCCCUUAAUUAAAGAUGCUACUACUAUUUCACAUGUCAUCAAAAACUUAUACGGCCUUUAGUUUUCCAUUUCGAGUGUUCAAAUUUAUAGCUAAGUAGUUCGUUUUGAAGUCUCCAUCGACUUUGAUAUUCGGAUUCUAAUAAAAGCAAUAUACAUAUAUAUAUGCAGUAGUAGUCCACUGAAUGUUUUCUAGCAUCAAUUGUUGUUAGGCCAUGUCGUUUCAUUUCAUAUUCUGUUUUCUGUAAUUUGACUUCAUUGCAAUGGGAAUAAAGAAUUUUAAUUUAU